Molecule: messenger RNA, 958 nt
Organism: Pelecanus crispus (Dalmatian pelican)
Lineage: Eukaryota; Metazoa; Chordata; Aves; Pelecaniformes; Pelecanidae
Source: RefSeq, a predicted model, not a curated record
GCUUCUUCGUGCAUCUGUUCUAGACUUUGCCUGCAGUAUGGGUGACAACGCAUCUUUAAACAGCGCUUCUCAACUAUUUGAGCAAUGGCUACAAGGAAAAAUUAUUCCUGCAAAUCUCCGACUCCUGGUAUAUCGCUAUGGAAUGCAGAACUCAGGCAAUGAGUCAUCAUGGAAUUACAUGUUCAAGAAAUACCAAGAAACUUCAUUAGCACAAGAAAAAGAAAAGCUGCUGUAUGGCCUGGCAUCAGUGAAGAACAUCACCCUUUUGGACAGGUACCUGAAAUAUAUUUACAACACCAGCCUCAUCAAAACCCAAGAUGUGGUCACAAUCCUGAGAUACAUCUCGUAUAACACCUAUGGGAAAACAAUGGCCUGGGACUGGAUACGACUUAACUGGCAGUAUUUAGUUGACAGAUUCACUAUCAAUGACAGAAACCUUGGUCGAAUAGUAACUAUUACCCAAACCUUCAACACUGAGCUGCAGCUUUGGCAGAUGGAAAAUUUCUUUGAGAAAUAUCCUAAUGCUGGGGCAGGAGAAUUGUCCAGGAGUCAGUCAAUUGAGCAGGUGAAGAACAACAUUGAAUGGCUAAAAGUAAACAAGGAGGAAAUACAAACAUGGCUAGCAACACACAAAGUCGCUUAAAGUCUUACUUUGUUAAAAAUACCAGGCACUCAUUCUGGGCACUCAGAUCCUCAAAGAUAUUUAGUAAUGUGGAUUUCUCACCUAGGUACCUUAGAGGACCAAGGCCUAAUAUUUUUUUCCUACAGACUCUCAGGAGACCACUGCCAGAGCAAUGUUUGUGUAGUUGCUGAUCCCAGAUCCUGACAGCACUUGUGUGCAGGAAUAGCUUUAUAUUUUGAGAGAUUAAUUUGCCUGAACAAACAGGACAAAUGUUUAAAGUUACAUAAGGCAGAAGUGAUGGCAGAACUGGGGUCCUGGCUGGUCAAGCUGGUCUCA